GGGGGUUGUAAAGCAGGGAAUCUCCUGUGUGGACUAGUCUUUACCCAUUGUUCCUCACUCUACCUUGGAUUAUCUUCGUUGUUGACUGGGGACUUUUGGAUGGCACUAGUCUGGGUGAAAGGGUUUGCCAGCUUUGGGCAAGGUUUAGGCGGUGUGUGUCCGGGACUAGAGUGAAGAGAGGGAGAAGAAGGGAGGAGGAGGAGGAGGAGAACGAGGGGGGAUAGCAGUUUUUCUUCAUCCUUCUUUUCUGCAGACUGAAGGCAUUUCCCUGAGAGAAUGGGGGCAGGAGCGCUCACCAUCUGUCACAACAAGGCUGCGGUGCAGAUCAAGCAAGACAUGAAGAAGAUGGUCCAGCUGCCCAUGCUGAGGGGGACCUCCAGGGGACCUCCAGGAGUGGAGGCCAGGGGCGGCAGGCUGUUCGGUGUGUCCCUGCUGGAGCUCAGGGAGCUGGGCCUCGUGAAGGAUGGCGUGCCCCUGGUGGUGCGGAGCAUGGUGGAGUUCCUCCGAGAACAUGCCCUUCAUCAGGAGGGUCUGUUCAGGGUCAACGGUAACGUACGGGCGGUGGAGGGGCUUAAGCAGCGGCUGGAGAACGGUGAGGACGUGGACUUCCUGGUUGAGGCGGAUGUGUGUACAGUGGCCAGCUUGUUCAAACAGUACCUCAGGGACCUGCCAGAAGGCCUGGUAGACUCCAGCAUACAGCCUGCCCUUAUACAGCAGCACCAGGAGUCCAGUGAGGAUGGUUUCUGCUCAGACCUGAGGGUCUUACUCCACCAGUUGCCAGACAUCCACUACAGCCUCCUGCAGUACCUCUGUCUCUUCCUCACCCUGGUGGACCAGCGCCACAAGGAGAACCGCAUGACCGCUCUCAAUCUGGCAACUGUCUUCGGCCCCAAUGUCUUCCAUGUGUCCUCUGGGUUCGAUGGGAUCCAGGAGCAGAACAUCUGUAAUAAGAUCAUGGCCAAGCUGAUCCAGAACUACAGCAGCAUAUUCAACAACAACCACCAAGAUGACGACCAUAUAGACGAUCACUGUGUCUUCAGUAGAGAUGGAGACAGAGGAGACCAUAUAGAAGAUCACUAUGUCUUCAAUAGAGAUGGAGACAGAGGAGAAUACAUAGAGGAAUCUCUACCUUCUAACAUCAUCAUUGUUAAAGAGGUCAAGGAGAUCCCAGUGAAUAGGACAGAUACUGAGUCACCGAAAACACCCAGAACCACAUCAAGAACACCAAGCACUCCCACACACACUCAAAAGACACCGAUUCCAGUUCCCAGAAAGAAAGAGGCUGCAUCCAACAGUCCACCAGAGAACACUGAGCCAUCAAAAGAACUAUCCAAUGAAAACCCAAUCAUAACCCCAAGGAAACAGAAGGUGAGGAAAGUAAAGCGCGAGACAGCGACGGUGCUCCGAGCCGUGCCCCUUCCCAGUCUCUCUCCUGGGCUGCCCCAUGUGAGGCCCCUGCCCCUGGUCCUACCUGUUCCCCUGGCCCCGGAGGUGAGGAGCCCCAGCCCUGAGAGGAUGGAGCAGACCCCACCGGGGGCCCCACAGGACGUCAGCGAGGUCAAGACCAUGGAAACCCUGAACAGCUCCCAAGAGGAAGACAGCAGACCCAUAUCUCCUUUCUACACGAGCAACCACCUCUCAUCUAUCCAGUGUAGAUCUGACCUGACUAAUGUUCUGGAGAGGACCAUCAGGUCGGCGGUGGAGCAGCAUCUCUUUGACGUGCACAUGUGCGGAGGAGGUCAAAGUACGACGGAGGAUUCCGAGUCGACCGGGUGCUCCUCGUCGCCCGAGGUAACCCUGACGGCACGGCAGAGACGUCGGCACCAGAGGGAGCAGGAAGAGGCUCAGAGACACCGGGACAGGAGCAGAGGAGACGUCAACAAGGAGAACAUCCCAGAGGCCGGCAGCGUUAGCGGAGCUAGCAGCUGUGGCAUUAGCGUUAGCGUGGUUGAGGAAGGAGGGAGGAGGGACUACCAGACUAGCCAGGGAGGGCUCCACCACGAGGGCCCCAGACCCAGGAAGCCUAAACACAGCCACUGCCACCAGAGCCCCAUGCUAGGCCAGCUUAUUGACAACCAAGAACCCCACGCGCUAAAAGAAUGCGUAUUAAGAGUACUUGACAGAGCCGGGACCAACAACAUGGAGUCAUCAGACGACCGAAGUGACAGUCAAAGAAAGGACUCAAGUCUUCCUCUAACUCCUUCAUGGACACGACUCAGUAGUAUGAAGAUCCAGGAGCUGCCUAGUAGCUGCGAAACGGCCGACAGGAGGGUCAUCGGCCGGAGUUUGGACCAGGAAUGUGGCGAGAGCUGCGAGGACGUACCCCGCUUGGACCUGUCGGCGCUGACCAAAGAUAACAACUGGGGAGAGCCAGUCCCGGCCUACUCGUCGUGGCAGCGGGAGAGCAUGGACAGCGAGGAGGCUUGCAUUUCGCCCCAAGUGGGGGGCCGCCUGAUUCGCCAGCUGAUUGAAGAGGACAGCGACCCCAUGCUGUCCCCCCGUUUCCACGCCUACGGACACUGCCAGCAGUACAUAGAUGACACCGAGGUGCCACCCUCGCCACCCAAUGCACACUCCUUCGCCAGUCGGAGGAGGAGUUCCUCUCUGGGCUCCUGCGGUGAUGACGACCUGCAAGAGCUGACCUCAGCCCAGCUCUCCAAGAAGAUCCACGGUCUCAAAAGGAAGAUCCACAAGUACGAGGAGAAGUUCGAGGAGGAGCGCAAAUACAGGCCCUCACACAGCGACAAGGCCGACAACCCAGAGGUCCUGAAGUGGAUGAACGAACUGGCCAAGCUCCGCAAAGACCUGAAAGAGCACAAGCUCCACAAGUCUGAGGAGGACCUCCCUCCGCUGACCCGCCAGCGCAGCAACACCCUGCCCAAGAGCUUUGGCUCCCAGCUGGAGAAGAAGCCCCAGCAGGAGAAGGUGCCCAAGCCCCCGGUAGAGAGCACCCUAGAGGGCGUCCAGAACAAGCUGCAGGAGAAGAGGAAUGAGGGGGGACGGCCCGAGGACAUCAAGGAUAUGACCCGGGAGCAGAUCGGUUCUGAGAAGGUGGCCCUACAGAAGGCUCUCCUGUACUACGAAGGCAUCCACGGUAGACCGGUUACAAAGAUCGAGAGACAGAUCAUGAAGCCCCUGUACGACAGAUACCGCCUGGUCAAACAGAUCCUCUGCAGAGCUUCCACCAUCCCCGUCAUCGGUUCCCCUUCCAGCAAACGCAGAGGUCCUCUACUUCAGCCUAUUAUCGAGGGCGAAGCCGCGCUCUUCUUUGACGACAUCAAGGAAGAGGAGGAUGGCUCUGAGGAUGACUCUGAGUCCAACAACAAGCCCCAGUGCCAGAUCACGGGGAUAGUGCGUCCAGACUUUAGUAUGCUGGGCUUUCUGGACCAGCUGGAGGAGGAGACGGACGGCUUCAUCUCGCCCGUCGACGAGCUCUCGCCCUCCAAGAACACCACCGACAUGCGUCUGUCCAACCUGCACUCGGCCACCAUGCCGGAACUUGUGGAGCAGCUACAAGAGGCCCGGGAGGAGAAAAAAAGAAUCCGCAAGAACCUAAGAGAGUUUGAGGAUCAAUUCUUCAGGCAAAACGGAAGAAACGUGCAGAAGGAAGACCGCUCCCCCUUGGCGGUAGAGUAUAACGAAUACAAGCACAUCAAAGCCAAGCUUAGGCUGAUAGAGGUUCUCAUCAGCAAAGGAGAUGCCUCUUAAGAUCAUCUAAAUAAAAGAAAACAUCAAAGACUGACAGAGGAAUGAAUGAGGCUCGGUCUCAAUAAGAGAUGAACCACACCAGCCCAUGGAAUGGAAAACCAUCCAUAGCAAAACAGAUACACCUCAUCAUCCCUCAAAAUAUUUUUUUUUCUUUCUUGUGCCGUCUGUGCCAUACACACGUUUGGCUUCAGGAGAUGCCAACAUGUUGCCCCCUGAUUAAUCCGAACUGUAGAAGGGAAACAGUAUGGCUUAGUUGCUGAGCUGAGAGGUAUUGGAGCUGACAUGUAGGUGCUGCCCUGGAGGCUACUCCAUCUUGUCUGCUGUUUCCCUCGUAUAGAAGAAGAACCCCGGAACUCAAAAUGUCGGGCAUCUUUGAAUGAAUACUAACCUAAUGUAGAAGGCGGAAAAAGAUGCCUGAGCGGAGUCCCCACAUCCGUUUUUUAGGGGAAGCGGAAGUUAGGUUGAAAAUACUGUAUCCCUGAAAACCGGAAACAUCCGCUUUUUGUCCAACCCCGCAGAGAGUGGACCAAAACCAACCUUUUUUCAAAGGAAACAUUGUUUUGUUUUUUAUGCAUCUUGAUAUUGAUUGAUACCAAGAACUCCCCUACAUUGAGUAAUCAUCACUCAUUUAAAGGAUACAUUUACAAUGUGUUUUGUAUUGAUUUAAUUUAUUUUUCUCCUUUGAAUGUUUAUAUGGUAGUUCAUAUAGACUUUCUCAUUGGAUUAAAAACAACAUUAUUUUUUCCCCCUCAUUGUUUAGGAGUGAAGUCUUAAAAUGUGGAGUAUAGAUUAUGUACUUUAAGGUAUUGCCAUUUUCAGAACAACUUUUUGUAAUCAGAAAAAUAGAAUGAGGGGAUUGUGUAUUUUUGUAAGGGAGACAGACAGUUACAAUCGGCAUGCAAACAACCAAUCAGAGAGCCAGUCUAGCAGAGUUCAGCCAAUGGAUGGAUUUUUCAUGUAACUCAUGAUUGGUGCCAUAUACCGCAUUCACGUGCUAGUCGGAACUAGGAAACUCGGAAAUGUUUGACUUGUAAACUGGUUGAACGCUGCACAUGUAUAAUUACAACCAGUUAGCAAGUCGAACAUUUCAGAGUUUCCUAGUUCCGACUAGCACGUGAACGCGGCAAUAAUCUCAAAACGUAAUGAACUAAUGUUAACCUAGGAAAAACACACGUUGUUGUUGUCAUCAUCAAUGCUUAUUUUUGUUGUUUCCAGAAAUGGUUUGUAUUUUUAGCAUAACAAAUAUGAGGAUAUGUCAGAGGAGCAUUCAUUUGUUAAAACUGAGAACUAGAAUGCAAAACAAAUAGUAGUCUAUGAUGUGUUAUUAUGAUCCAAAGGAAAUUACUCAGAUUGCAUACCAAAAUAGUGUAGUGGGUCAAUGUAUACAAAUCAUUCAUUAUUGUGAUCAUAUUCAUCAGUCACUUAUGAAUUUGACUGCUUGUAUAUUAUUUUGCAUUGAUGUGUUUUCUUUUCCUAUUCACUUUGUCUGAAAAUAAGCUAUCCUGUCUUGAAAUCACUGGUAUGUUUUUGCUCGCACUUUCCAACACUGGCAAGGGCCAUUUUGUGCGGAACAUCCAUCCUUAAAGAAAAGUCCCAAUAACUCCUCUAUCAAAAUGGCCGCCAAUCCCCAACGCAGAACCUUCAAUACUCAACCAAGGCAUGCUGCAUUCUUUCUUUAUGUAGGUAUUUUAACAUCAUAGCCUAUUUGUUCCUUGUAAAUAUGGAUCCAGAUCUAUGUUUACAUUUCUAAGUGAGCAAGUACAUUUUUCCUUUUUCUCCAAAAUGGAUAAUUUUAACAGUGUGACUUUCGUUUUUAUUGAAUGUAAAACACUGGUGGACAUAAUGAAUUAUGGGUGUGUACAUUUUAGUACAUAAAUUGUAUAUGUAUUUUGUAUAUAUAAUAUAAAACCAAACAUAUUUUUACUGA
Coregonus clupeaformis (lake whitefish) is the source of this 5635-nucleotide messenger RNA. Its product is annotated as protein FAM13A. Bases 277 to 3708 code for a protein of 1143 amino acids. The transcript is spliced from 24 exons. The record is from RefSeq and is a predicted model, not a curated record. Gene Ontology annotation, biological process: signal transduction. NCBI's taxonomy places the organism in Eukaryota, Metazoa, Chordata, Actinopteri, Salmoniformes, Salmonidae.